Megalopta genalis is the source of this 1077-nucleotide messenger RNA. RefSeq names its product myosin regulatory light chain 2 (gene Mlc2). NCBI's taxonomy places the organism in Eukaryota, Metazoa, Arthropoda, Insecta, Hymenoptera, Halictidae. The record is from RefSeq and is a predicted model, not a curated record. Gene Ontology annotation, molecular function: calcium ion binding.
GGGGAGAUCUACCAAAGUUACUUAGACAAGUUCACCUCUAUGACUUGGACAGUUGGUUCGCUCGGACCAUCUCGCACCAUCCUCUUACAAACCAACUGUAGACAUGGCGGAUAAGGAGAAGAAGAAGAAGACCAAAAAGAAGGAGGAGCCGGCGCCGGCUCCCGCGCCGGAACCGGAACCAGCACCACCUCCAGAGGAGAAACCAGCAACUCCUACCAGCACACCGAAGGAAUCUGGCUCGACCAGAGCAAGCAGUCGUGGAAGUCGAAAAGCGAAACGCACUGGGUCCAGUGUGUUUUCUAUGUUCACUCAGAAACAGGUGGCCGAAUUCAAAGAGGCAUUCCAACUUAUGGAUGCAGACAAGGAUGGUAUAAUCGGCAAGAACGACCUCCGUGCGAGCUUCGACCAAGUUGGUCGGCUUGUCACUGACAAGGAACUUGAUGAUAUGCUAAAUGAAGUACCCGUCCCAAUCAACUUCACUCAGUUACUUAAUCUGUUUGCAACCCGCAUGUCCGGAUCAGGUACCGACGAUGAUGAGGUAGUAAUAGCUGCCUUCAACACCUUUGACGUAGAUGGUAAAAUUGAUGGCGAAAGAUUGAGGCACGCUUUGAUGACCUACGGCGAUAAAUUCACCGCGAAGGAAGUCAACGAUGCAUACGACAACAUGUACAUUGACGACAAAGGUUUCAUCGACACGCAAAGUCUUAUCGCGAUGCUGACUGGUACGGGCGAUGAUGAAGACGAGUAACUUUAAGCGAUCUAACAUGAAACAAACUUCUGUUAAACCUUCAAUCAUUGAAAACAAAGUCUUGCAUUAGCGCCAGACCCGUGCGAUUUGCUUCCGAAGGGUGAAAAGCAGCGAUAAAGUAAUUAUAAUCAUUCCCUUUCCUUUGCUCUUCACUGGUAGAUGUAUUCUUUUUUUCCGAGGGAACUGUUUUCAAUAAUAAAAGGCCAGUAACGAAUGACUAGAGAUUCACAGAACAUUCUCCUGGAGGUAAAACAACGUAUCUGCCGAUAAACGAGGCUUUGAAUAUCCACAUUAUUGUUCGUAUAAUAAAAUUACUUAAAAAUUUUAAA